GGUUAGAUUUAUAUUUUGAAGAGUUAAGUCGGGUUUUCUUGAUCUUGCUAUUCCUGGAUUCCAGGGAGUUGGGAAGACACAAUCUAGGGUGGUACUUGAGAGCUCAUCGUGCAUCCGGAGCCUAUGGGCCCGAGGCUCUCCGGCCCCCGGCCGGCACUAGCAGGGCUCAGGCCCCGCAGGACCUUGCUUGGGCCUCUGUGACGCGGCGUUCCAGGCCGUCAGCCCCGCGCAUCACUGGGGCCUUCCUUGUAAAGCCGCCCAGGGUCUGCGUCGCGCACUGUCCGCCCUCCCGGCGCAGCCCGCAGCCAGGGUAGUGGGAGCGGCCGAGCGGCAGGGGGAGGCGGCAUGAGCUACCACCAGGUACCGGUGGUAAUCGACAAUGGCUCGGGAGUGAUCAAGGCGGGCCUGGCUGGGUCCCGGGAGCCCCAUUUUGCCUACCCGAACAUUAUCGGCCGUGCCAAAGGCCAGAGCUGGGCGGCCGAGAGCGCGCGGGAACUGUGCGUGGGCGACCAAGCUCAGGACCGGAGGAACUCGCUGUCUGUCAGCUACCCAGUAGAGCGUGGUCUCAUUUCUUCCUGGGGGGACAUGGAAGUCAUGUGGAAGCAUAUCUAUGACUACAACCUGAAGCUAAAGCCCUCUGAUGGGCCGGUUUUGAUUACGGAGCCAGCACUGAACUCACUGGUCAACCGGCAACAGAUCACUGAAGUGUUUUUUGAGCAUCUAGGGGUUCCUGCCUUCUAUAUGUCCAUUCAGGGGGUUCUAGCUCUCUUUGCUAGUGGCUUUACAACUGGCUUUGUGCUGAAUUCAGGUGCUGGGGUUACCCAGUGUGUGCCCAUCUUCGAGGGUUACUGUCUGCCUCAUGGUGUCCAGCAGCUAGAUCUGGCAGGCCUUGACCUCACCAACUACCUCAUGAUGCUGAUGAAGGACCAUGGCAUCAUGCUGCUUAGCACUGCAGACAGAAAGAUUGUCACAGACAUUAAGGAAACUUCUUGUUAUGUGGCAAUAAACUAUGAAGAGGAAAUGGCCAAGAAACCCAACUGUAUAGAGAAAGUUUACCAACUACCUGAUGGGAAGAUGAUCAAGCUCCAUGAACAGCUCUUUCAGUGUCCAGAAGCACUCUUCUCUCCGUAUCUCAUGAACCUGGAGACCCCUGGCAUUGAUAAGAUGUGCUUCAGCAGCAUAAUGAAAUGUGAUACAGAUCUGAGGAAUUUAUUUUUCUCCAAUAUUAUACUUGCUGGGGGAUCAACUUCUUUCCCUGGUUUAGAGAAGCGGCUAGUUAAAGAUAUAGCAAAGGUGGUGCCUGCCAAUACCCCUGUGCAGGUUACAGCUCCCCCAGAAAGGGAACUAUCUGCGUGGAUGGGAGGCUCUAUGCUUGCAUCACUGUCUGCCUUCCAGGAUAUGUGGAUAACUGCUGCAGAAUUUAAAGAGGUUGGACCCAACAUAGUACACCAAAGAUGCUUCUGAAUGUGGAUAAUCUGAUUAGGAGAAAAAUGUUUUGAGUAUAUGUGACAGAAAACUUUGGGUAUUAUGUGUUUCUGGAAGAACAGAGAAUUUUCAAUUAUUGUAACGUCCAUGUCUCUGUUGGACUUCUAUAAUGGGGGAAAAUAAUGGUUAGGCAGUCAACACUUAUUGAGUAGAACUAAAUUAAAUGCUAGAGGAAA
Manis pentadactyla (Chinese pangolin) is the source of this 1661-nucleotide messenger RNA. RefSeq names its product actin related protein T3 (gene ACTRT3). Lineage: Eukaryota; Metazoa; Chordata; Mammalia; Pholidota; Manidae. Bases 346 to 1464 code for a protein of 372 amino acids. The transcript is spliced from 2 exons. The record is from RefSeq and is a predicted model, not a curated record.